Molecule: messenger RNA, 311 nt
Organism: Drosophila arizonae
Lineage: Eukaryota; Metazoa; Arthropoda; Insecta; Diptera; Drosophilidae
Product: protein CEBPZOS
Source: RefSeq, a predicted model, not a curated record
UGUCAUAUUUGUAAUGUUGCCGAGGACACCGAAACCUGCACUUUGGAGAUUCAUCAAGGGUAGCGCCAAGACACUCUUUGUGCUGGAAGCAGUCUGUUUUGCUGCCAGCUACGGUCUCUACUACCGCAUGAACACAGACCGAGAUUUCCGCCGGUACAUUAACGAAAAAUAUCCCUACGCACUUGAGUAUUACUAUAAAAUUGGCGAAAUUGUUGGAGACAAUAAGGCGCGGGAAACAGACGCAAAAUAUUGGAGGAGCACAGCGGAAGGAUUCAAGAACGAAUAAACUGUCAUACCGAUUACUAAUACCC